GGCGCAUGCGUAGUUUAGAUUAGUGGCCACUCGGAAUCGUUGACGUAAAGGUCACAUAACAAAGUUAGCGAGAUUGACCCGUGUUAUUGAGUUCAUUCAUGACUGUUUUAUAAUUCUGCACACGAAUCCACUUUGGCUGAGCGCCAUUCAAUCAUGGCGUCCGGAUAAACUGGUCGCAGUUGAAGUUUGUCCAGUAAGAUUAGCUUGCUCGCUGCCAACAAAGGGACGCGGAAGUGUGUAAAUACAUCACGAAAGCAGAGAUAAAGACUGUGUAGUGUUGCGAUUGUGUUUUAACGUUGAAUCCAGAUACCGAGAGCAUAUCUUUGGUUGUUGAAGAAAUAUUUGUAGCGUUUGGAAAAACCUUGUCCAAAAAACAAACAAAACGAACGAUAACGUAUUUCCGCAGUUCUCAAAAAGCGUCAAGUCGUAUUUCACAUAGCAGGUUUGUAAACAUCGUUAAAUCACGUCGUUAAAUGACUUUUAUUUUCAUCAUUACCACUGCAGAGGGUCCUCGCUUUACGACGGCCAUAAGCAGUUUGAGGUUGGGAACGGCGCGCAGCUAGAUAUUGCAUUAUUAUUACAAAAUUUGAUUUACAACGUCGUUAACUGGGAACGCACUGUAUUUCCGAAAAGGUUUUCUCCCUGAACGUCUUGUUUUUUAAUGUCAUUCUCAUGAAGAUGAUACAAUGCUUCGUUUUUCUAAGGACUCCAGGUUGACGUGACAGUUUCUAUGGAAUCUUUCCCACAUGGAUUUGUCAAAGAAAUCUCUUCCUGUGUCAGAUGUCGGUGAAAAAGAUUUUCAUCCUGAGCAACAGGAGUGGCGCUUCAGAAUGGACCAGCAGGAGCCAGAGCCCCUCUAUAUUAAAGAGGAGGAGCCAGACCCCACCUACAUUAAAGAAGAAGAGGAAGCAAUGUGGCACAGUGAGAAGGGAGAGCGUCUUCAAGAGCUGGAGUUUCCAGUUAUUCGCGACAUUGUGAAGACUGAAAGUGAUGAAGACACAGGUCAGCGGUCACAGUGUCAUCCCAGUAAAAGUGAGGAGACCAGAGGGGCUGAGCUUCCAAGCAGAAUCUCAAGUCAACACAAGACAACAGAAAGCGAUGGAGACCACAGUGGAGAAUCGCAAGCAGACCGCUGGAGUACACCAGAUUUAAAAAAGAAAAGUCCUAGAAGCAGAAAAACUACCACCACCACACUUGGCCCAGUCGGCAGAACUCCAAGCGAUCUACCAGGCAUGUCAACUAGCGGAAGAUACUCCUGCGUAAGUGUGCAAGUGGUGCAGAUGCUACUCUGGCAUGAGUGGCCAGUAUUGGUCAACAACAGAUAUGCAAAUAGUGCAGCGUGGCGAGACUACUACGUUGUCCACAUGCUAUUUGAACACGUGGACAUCUCUAAUGGCGGAUGACUACCUCUACAUUUACCUACUGGAAAUGGGAGGAUUUGUGUCCCAUCAGCUGUGGAAAUUUUACACCAUGAUGGAGAAAGUCGAGUUGUGCACAUGCCAUUUGAAUACCUGACAUACCUGAUGGCGGAUGACUGCAUAUGCAUUUAGCUUGUUAAAGAAGAGGCUAAACAGGAUGAAUCGUACCCCAUCAGAUGUGGAAGUCUUCCAGUCAUGUUGAAGACAGUCGACGUCUCACCCAACAUACGAGGAGCCGCCAUGUUGGUCUGAGGGAAAACAAAUGUUUUAGAAGGUUGCAAUUUGUGGGUACCACUGAUGAUAUACUUUUACUAACUCUGAUCAGGUCUGGUCCAUAAUAUAUAUCAGUGAUACUUAUAGAUGUGCAUUUUGGAAACAAUAGGAUUAUUAGUGGUCCUUUGACCUGUUGACAAGUUUAACUUUUGAAGCUUACUAUAAGAUGGAUGAGUCAAAUUGCACCCAGGAAAAGAGAGAAUCCUGUCGUGUGAAUGCUUUCCCCUACAUCAAUAUGGCGGCUACUUGUUUACAUUGGACACUCCUCAAUGAGGCUUGAUUGACCAAUUCCACUUCAGUUCCCAUCAGGUCAGUGCUGGUUGUGUUCCCAGUUGGGGCAUGCUUCAAAAUGCAUCCACUGAUAGGCCUGAAGCAAGCUGCCUUGGCUUCAAGGUUUGCAAAUAGAUGCUAAACUUAACUUUCCUCUUGCUUUCUGACUGCUACUUUAACUUGGCAGCCCAGGUUGAAUUGGGGAAUACACCUUACGCUUUCUCUGGUCUCUCUUGGAACAUUUGUGACAUCUGGAGUUUCAUUUGUGUGUUUUGCUCACUUUGUCUUUAUUUGUGUAGACUGUGCUUGCAGUCAGCACAUCUAAAGUCAGUUCAAACAUUGCAGUUGGGGCAGAAUCCGUGUUGGGAAAGUACAUUUUCUUCACAAAGUAGUUCAAAGUUCAGUUCACCGUGUGUGUGUGCGAGAGAGAGAGUCCCCUCCAAAAGUAUUUAAUUGGAAAGGUCAAUUCCUUUUUUUGUUGUAUACUGAAGGCAUUUAGAUAUUAGAUCAAAAGAUGAAUAUGACACAUAAUUUCAGAAUUCCAUCUUUUAUUUAAUGGUAUUUACAUCUCGGAAUCAGAAUAGUAUGCCGACGGCCAUUUGACAGAUAAUACUUUUCUAUAUAUAUCUAUCUAUAUAUAUAUAGAUGGAUAGAUAGAGAUAUAUAUAUAUCUAUAUAUAUAUAUAGAUAUAUCUAUAGAUACAUCUAUAUAUAUAUAUCUAUAUAUAUAUAUAGAUAUAUCUAUAGAUACAUCUAUCUAUAGAUAUAUAUCUAUAGUUCAGUUAGUUCAAUGGUUAUUCAUAGUUUUUCUUUCAGGAGGCGCAUGUCUUAUGGCAGGACAAAGCUGAUGUUACCUGCGGCAGCAUCCCAACUCCUCUGCUGGCAAAACUGCCGAAACCUAAUUUUGCAACUGUAGUGUGCAUGCAACCCAAUAUAUUCAAAAUGAGAGGGCUGUUUGGUCGAGGAAGGAUGCCAUGUCAUAUUUGAACAUUUGUUAACUAACAAGUCCAAUAAAUUAUAUACUAGCUUACUGUGAAUCAAAUAUCCACACGAAUGUGUGUUCUGUCAGAAAUCAUGUUUUGUGAUUGUUGUUGGAUUGAAAGCAGUGUCUUUAGACCAUUUGAAGGGCAUGUAGGACUGCAUCAGAACAAUGUUUCUUACUGAAGGUAGAGUUAAAUAACGAAAGAUGAGAAACUUGUUGUAGAUUUUAUUAUGAAGAAAAACCAAAUCUUUGUGAAAUGCAAUUAAAAGCAUAUUUAUUGAAGUACGACAUUGAAAGUUGUAGUUAAAAAAAAAUCGAAUUUAAGCAAUGGUUGUAGAUUAAACCAAAUUAAAAAAAAAAAAAAAAAGCCAUAAAAA
Phyllopteryx taeniolatus (common seadragon) is the source of this 3320-nucleotide messenger RNA. RefSeq names its product gastrula zinc finger protein XlCGF17.1-like. Gene Ontology annotation, cellular component: nucleus. The record is from RefSeq and is a predicted model, not a curated record. Gene Ontology annotation, molecular function: RNA polymerase II cis-regulatory region sequence-specific DNA binding; DNA-binding transcription activator activity, RNA polymerase II-specific. Lineage: Eukaryota; Metazoa; Chordata; Actinopteri; Syngnathiformes; Syngnathidae. Gene Ontology annotation, biological process: regulation of transcription by RNA polymerase II. The coding region runs from base 747 to 1403 and encodes 218 amino acids. The transcript is spliced from 8 exons.